CUCACACCCCCCCUCUCGUUUCCCUCCCCUGCCUUCUCUCCCUCUCUCUGUCUCACACAUUCUCUCGCUUGCCCUGCAAGGCUGAAGGCAAAUACAGCAGGAUGUCCAUAGUGAACAUUGUGGCCAGGGAGAUCCUCGACUCCAGAGGAAACCCCACUGUGGAGGUGGACCUGCACACUGAGAAAGGUGUGUUCAGGGCAGCUGUCCCAAGUGGAGCAUCCACAGGCAUCUAUGAGGCUCUGGAACUGAGAGAUGGGGAUGCAAGUCGAUACAAAGGAAAAGGUGUGCUCAAGGCAGUGGCUAAUAUCAAUGACACUAUCCGCCCAGCUCUCAUCCAGUCUGGGAUCAGUGUGGUGGAGCAGGAGAAGCUGGACAACAUGAUGAUUGAGAUGGAUGGCACGGAGAACAAGUCUCAGUUCGGUGCCAACGCAAUCCUGGGUGUUUCUCUCGCUGUAUGCAAGGCUGGUGCGGCAGAGAAAGGCGUUCCCCUGUACCGCCAUAUCGCUGACCUGGCAGGAAACACAGAGCUGGUGCUGCCGGUUCCUGCUUUCAACGUGAUCAAUGGAGGGUCUCACGCCGGGAACAAGCUGGCCAUGCAGGAGUUCAUGGUGCUCCCGGUGGGGGCUGAGUCAUUUCGGGAGGCGCUGCGUGUGGGCGCUGAGCUCUACCACACCCUGCGGGGGGUCAUUCGUGACAAGUACGGACAGGAUGCCACCAACGUGGGGGACGAGGGCGGGUUCGCGCCCAAUAUCCUGGAGAACAGUGAAGCUCUGGAGCUGUUGAAAACAGCCAUAGAGAAAGCAGGCUUCACGGACAAAGUGGUGGUUGGGAUGGAUGUUGCAGCGUCAGAGUUUUACCGUGAUGGAAAGUAUGACCUCGACUUCAAAUCCCCCCCUGACCCCGACAGACACAUCAGUGCAGAGGAGCUGUCUGAGAUUUACCAGAGCUUCGUCAGCAAUUACCCAGUUGUGUCCAUAGAGGACCCAUUCGACCAGGAUGACUGGCCUGCCUGGUCACAGCUGACAGCUUCCAUGGGGAUCCAGAUAGUUGGGGACGACCUGACAGUGACCAACCCCCGGCGGAUCGAGAAGGCCGCUGAGGAGAGGGCCUGCAACUGCCUGCUGCUCAAAGUCAACCAGAUCGGCUCGGUCACCGAGGCCAUCCAGGCGUGCAAACUGGCCCAGGCAAAUGGCUGGGGAGUGAUGGUCAGCCACCGCUCCGGGGAGACAGAGGACACCUUCAUCGCUGACCUUGUGGUGGGGCUUUGCACUGGACAGAUUAAGACUGGAGCUCCCUGUAGAUCAGAACGCCUGGCCAAAUACAACCAGCUGAUGAGGAUCGAAGAAGAGCUGGGUGAUCAAGCUCGUUUUGCUGGGCAUAAUUUCAGAAAUCCCAGCGCUCUCUGAGACUUGCAUAGACAGCAAAAUUGCUCAGGCACACUGAACCACUUUGAUAUUCACGAAGACUGACAGGCAGACAUGAACAGACAGAGGCCGGCACAGGCCGAAACACACUCACAGAACAAAAAUCUAAUAGCAAAUAACUGGCACUCACCGACAAGUACGGACUGUCGGAUGCUCUGAUUGGCUGUUUCGUUGCAUGGUUGAUGAACACUAGAAGACUGACUGCUUCACUAUAAAAUAGAGAAAAAUAAUCACAAACAGUGUUUAGCACAGUCUCGCGCUACAUUUGUGACAGAAUUGCACUUCCUCUCUUUUCUGCCUUUCUCGUCUUUGCUUGCUCUGUAUUUCCUUCUAAUUACUGCUGCAUUUUAUUUUCUGUCUCUGAAGCUUUCAUGGUUCCUUUACUGGUCUGAUCUUUCCUUCCUAAUCAGCCACGGUUUUCCCCUUCCUGUAUUCUCUGUCCCUCUUUCCUAAUGUGAGCUGAAUUACUGAAUUGAAAUGAAAUGCAUCAUAGAUAUAUUCAAUAAAAUAAAGAGAACUAUUUAUGAUGGUUACAUAAACCACA
Anguilla anguilla (European eel) is the source of this 1968-nucleotide messenger RNA. Its product is annotated as gamma-enolase. Gene Ontology annotation, cellular component: phosphopyruvate hydratase complex. Lineage: Eukaryota; Metazoa; Chordata; Actinopteri; Anguilliformes; Anguillidae. Gene Ontology annotation, biological process: glycolytic process. The record is from RefSeq and is a predicted model, not a curated record. The transcript has 12 exons. Gene Ontology annotation, molecular function: phosphopyruvate hydratase activity; magnesium ion binding. Bases 102 to 1406 code for a protein of 434 amino acids.